UACUACUUUUAGCUUAUGUUUAGUUAUAACUACUAGCUAGCUCUGGGCUAUAUGGGAAUUUAAAAGAGCUUGCUGCUUAUAUUCCCUUAUAAGCACACACACACACACACACACACACAUAUGUGUGUGUGUUAUAUAUGAUAGAUUUUACAUUUCUAACUAUACAACAUAUAUAAUUGUCCAUAAAGAACAAAUUGAGAAUAUACCAAAGUCUAUUAUCCAUAUCUAUAAUUUUUUUAAUCAAUAAAAUAUACUAUCUCUUUCAAUUCCACCUUUCUGCCCGUACUUAUUAAGGGGAAACACGUGGGAUUCUCUCUGGGGUAACGACAGUAAACUAUGAUUGAUUUUAUUCCACGAUCCGCAUUGGUUCAUGCUUGCUGCUGCAUCAGCCAAUCAGAGAGCAGGAAAAUAUUACGGCAUAACGGAGCAAGAGCACAAAGACACAACGGCGUCGUAAACGCGCAACAAGCGUAGACAUAUCAAAUUCAUAACGCGAUAAACAAACUUCCAAGUACAGCGAAUAAUCCUCAGAAUAGCGAUACUAGUUACAGAUUUACAGUCAGGAGUAAAACGGAGAUGACAACAAAACUAAAAAAAAAAUGCCACCACAGAGCCUUCUCAAAGAUGGCUCCGAGAAGGAAAGCACGGCGCAUGCCCAGAAGUCGUUCCGCGCAUGCGCACAAGCCGUCCUCCACCAAUUUGCGCCAACUCUGUGCAGAGGAUGUGGCGAUCAGGCAUUAUUUAUAUUCCACCCGCAUUCAAAGAGAUCCCGCCUUCUGUUACACGAUUGGCUGGUGUUUCUCGCAGACCGAUAGGUCUACUGGCUGUAUGAAUUAAACUUGAACCAGUUACAGCGCAGAAGACCGGAUCGUAUUAUCCAAUCAAAGCGAAGGAAGGCGGUGGUUUAGUCGAAAUACGGGUGCGGGAAAAAAAAUAACCCGCGAGCAUCACUGUUGUCGAGUUUGGAUGCAGCAGCGUUUAUUCAUGACAACAAUGAUCUCCGCCGUUAUCCGGGACGCUUUCACUGAGUAAACGGGCGUUUUUAAAGCUUCGGUCUGCAGCUAAAGCUUGGUUCUUUCCACCGGAGCUGAUGUUUUGUUUGUCGCAUCAUGGACGGGGGCGAUUUGGCGUCUUUAUCCCGCAUCUGUGCUCGCUACGAUCGGAGAAGGAGGAACAGGCGAUACCCAGGCUAGGCCUCAGCUAGGCCAAACACUGCGGCUUGCGGAUUUAUUUAUACAGACUGGCUUCUACCGCAUGACACCGAGACAGCUGUUUCUGGAGCUGUCCGAGAGCAGACACAUCUGUUUACUUGGAAAAUCACUGCAUUCUGGAAACCAACGGGUGUUCCGUUUCACCGGGACGUUAGAGAACUGUUAGCCCCGCUGCUAUUUAACACGGCUAAAUACUCAGCUAGCAUAACAUUGGCAUUGGGACGAACCGAGGAAUAUUUUUAAACUCGACUCGCUGAGGAUUGUUUACAUGCCUCGUGUGUUUCUCUGAAAGGAAACUCGGGUGUUUUAUUUUUUAUUUUUUGGAGCUAUAUAUAUAAAGAUCCCAGACGUUAUUUGUUUUUGCAAAGGUUACAGGACUCCCUCUUUAUAGGAACCUUUUAUAAUCGGCUAGCUGGAAUAGCUUAGCCUUAGCCCGAUCUGACGGCUAAACUCAGCUGGGUGAAUGUGGGAUAAAAUGGAGACCCCGACUAUAGUGUACGACCUGGACACCUCGGGCGGCCUCAUGGAGCAAAUCCAGACCUUGCUCGCGCCGCCGAAGUCGGAAGAAGGUGAGAAGCGCAGCCGGAAGUUGGAGAGGAGCAGCAGGAGAGCAGGGCGCGCGACCAACCACGACACCUGCGACAGCUGCCGAGAAGGAGGCGACCUGCUCUGCUGCGACCACUGUCCCGCCGCCUUCCACCUGCAGUGCUGUAACCCACCACUGAGCAGGGAAAUGCUCCCCCCUGGAGACUGGAUGUGCCAUCGCUGCACGGUUCGUAAGAAGAAGCGAGAGCAGAAGAAGGAGCAAAUCAACGGCCUCAUGCAGGCCAAGCAGACUCCGUCCCCCGCCGCCGAGCUGGACCUGGGCACCCUCCGUCUGGAUCCCACCGCCGUUGCUGGCACGGGCCUGCGUGCCGCCGUGGCCCAGGUGCGACUCUUGGAGAGGAGACCGAGCAGCCGUCCGGCCACGCCCACCUCCAACGCCUCUUCUACGGACACGCCCACACCCUCGGAGCACAACGAUGUUGAGGAGGACCUGUUGGACGUGGAGGACGAGGCGCAGGGCUCGGAGCCCGAGAGCGGGCCGGCCACGCUCAAGAGGCCCUUUGACUUGCUGAUUGCCGCCGCCAUGCAGAGGAACCCCACGCAGUUCCAACUACCCAAUGACCUCACCUGCACUACCGCACUUCCAGGAACCAGUAAAAAGAGGAGGAAAGAGGAGACGACAGGGAAGAACGUGAAGCGGCCGCAACACGAGCUGGACCACUACGGGCUCGUCCCGCUGCCAGUCAAAGUGUGCUACACCUGCACCAGGAGCUGUAGGCUGGCUCCGUUGAUCCAGUGCGAUUAUUGCCCCCUCCUGUUCCACAUGGACUGCCUGGACCCUCCGCUCACAGCCAUGCCCACGGGCAGAUGGAUGUGUCCCAAUCAUAUUGAGCACUUGGUGCUGAACCAGCGCAACCUGACUCUGAGCAACCGCUGCCAGCUGUUUGACCAGUUUCAAGACCGCAUAUCCCAGCAUGCCGUAAAAGUGGACUUCCUGCAGCGAAUACACCGUCAGCACCCUCCGACGCGAAGAGCGCCCCAUAGUCACGCCAAGAGAACAGUCAAGGUCCCAGAUGCCAUCAAGUCACAGUACCAGAAUCCACCCGUGAUGAUGCUGCCCGCAGGAAUCCGGGACGGUGAGCUGAUCUGCUCGGGUGCUUCUGAAGCCUCGCCGUCCAACCACUUAAGCAGCGACGAAGAGCAACAACAGUGGCUUAGGGACGUCAUCUCGCUUCAGUGUAGCAUCAUGCGGCAUUUGUCUGCCAAGCAGACGUCAUCCUCGCCAUGUGAAAAGACCGACGUUAAGGACCCCGGCUCCCUGAAUCUGCAUUGUUCCCGUAGCACGGACACGACGGCCUCGGGGAAAAUGCCGGAAUCCCUCAGCCUUAACUCGGAGGAGCACAGAGUGUGCAGCUCCUGCACUGAAAAACCCUGUCAGAAUUGUGGCACCAGUAAUGGUCCUGUAGAGCGGCCGGCCCACACCAACGGCAAACUCGGGCAGGCGUGUUCCACUGCCUCUGAGGACUCAAACGCACCACGCUCACACACCCCGUCUAUCGUGGCCCUACCUAAUCACGCCGGCCCUGCGCUGAUAAAGACUGAAGAAUUAAAGUCCUGUGCUGCUACAGAAUCCCUUCCUUCGGCUUGUGUUAAAUCGGAGCCCAGCCCCCCUCACGCUCAAAGGGCUUCCCCAAGGUUGCCAUCCUCUCAUGUGCCAGAUACCAGUACAAGCUGCCAGGUGUCUUCAGUGCCCUCUUCUGACGGAAAAUUCAGAGAUGAUGCUGCGGCACAAGGCAAAGGGUCCGACCUGUUAAAUUUGGGAGACUUGUCCAGCUGCUUAAAGAGCAUGAUGAAGGGAACUGGAGUUAAACAUGUUUUUCUUACAGAGAUCGAGCUGAACACGUUAGACGAGCGGUUCAUCAAACUCCUGGCGUGGCAGCGGAUCCAGCAGCUCUUAGAGCCGAAACCACUUCCUGUGCAGAGUGAUGCAAAGUUACCUGCGAUCCCCUCCGUCACGCAGCGAAGCCGGCACACUGAAGCGCAAAAUAAGGACGUACAGGCCCGAGCGACGUUUUAUCCUCUAUCCGGGAAGGGAGCGGCAGUCAGCAUGUGCUACAGAAGCCUUUACAUUGGAACUGGUGCGGACAUGGACGUGUGCCUUAUGAAUUACGGCCAUUGCAAUUAUGUGUCGGGAAAACACGCCUGCAUAUUUUACGAUGAGAAUACGAAGCAGUACGAGUUGCUGAACUACAGCGAGCACGGGACAACGGUGGACAACGUACUGUACUCCUGUGACUUCUCAGAGAAAACAGGGCCAAGUCCAUCCAGUGGCCUGGUGUCCAAAGUGCAGAGCAUCAUCCGUCGCUGUAAAAAGAGGAAGCAGGAAGAGGAGAAGGACGGGGAGCGCGGCGACGUUAGCGGAGUGAUGAGCAGCCAAGCCGAGGACUCGCAUCUCCGGCCGUGCAGCUGCAAGGCGAGCGGCUCCAGUCUGAUAGGGGGCAGUGGUGCGGGCUGGGAAGGCACAGCGCUCCUCCACCAUGGCAGCCACGUCAAGCUCGGCUGCCUGCAGUUCGUCUUCAGCAUCACCGAAUUCGCUAGCAAGCAGCCGAAAGAAGAAGAAGGAGGAGCGAGUAGCAUCGUGUGCAGCCCAAUCCAGCAGGGGGAGCCGCUGACUAAACCCACUGCCCAGAUCCACCAAGUGCCAGUGCUGCACCACAACCCCGUUCCUUAACCCCGUUCCCACCGCCGGUGCCACCGCGCCUCUUAACCAGCCUCCGAGCUCGGACUUGUACAAAACUACACGCUCUCUUUCAUAGUUAUUUAAUUGUUCACACAUUUGCAUGAGGUGAAGUCCCCCCCCCACCCUCUUUCGGAAGCUCCGAUUUUGUGGGAGAGUUACACAUAGAAACUAUUGUGUAUGUGUAAAUGCAACCAUGUUUUUAAAAGGGAUCGCGUUCUUGAAAUGCCACGAACCAACGAUCAAGCAAGAAGUUUCCACUUGUAAAGAAAUCAGAGCACGUUCUAUUUUGUGCCAGUAACAAUAGUUUUUAUAUAAACACUUUUUUUUUUUUUUUUUUUUUCCUCCUUCCAUAAGAAAGAACCUUUUUAUUUACUCAUUUUUAUUUAAAAUGUUCUGUAUUUGGAAGUAUAGUAACGUUCUGGUGUUCCCCUUUUCACUACCUUCGCUGUAGCCUCUUCGCGAUUCGGACGUGUGCUCGUACACAUGCGAAUAUGCUUACACGUUGUAUAUAUGUCUGUGUAUCCGUGUAAUUCACGUGUGAACAGCGGGGCAUACACACACACACACACACACACACACACACACACACACACACACACCACCAAUAUGAAAGGAAUCCAUUGUGUACAGAUCAUAAUGAGGGAAGCAGUGGGUUCUAUGUACAUAGAACUAUUCUGGCUUUUUAUAUUUGUACAGUGCUUCAUUUGGUUGAUGUUCUGUAGCUAUCAAAGUGUUAAGUCCUUUUUUUUUUUUUUUUCCCCGUUCAAUACUGUAGUCAUUAUGUACAUGUCUGUUUCCAAGAGAUUUCAUCAGAACAGUUUCAUGUACUCUGUUCUUACAAUUUUGACCAGUCUGUUAAACAAUGUAAAUAUCUAAAGAUUUUAAAUAACAUGCUUUAGAAACACCUUGGCUUGUGGUUUGUUCUUUUCAUAGCUAUAAAACAUGGCGGGGUAUAAAAUAUUCAUUUUUAUUCUAUAUAAUCCCGUUGAACUAUACUGUGCAUCAUAUUAGUUUGAUUGGGUAGCGGUGUCGCAAGAGUUGGGGUUUUCUUGCUAAAAUGGGCUUAUUUUAAAAUUACACCGCACCGUAAAAUGUAAAACCAAGUCGACUGGUAGAAAGGAUUCAUUAGAAAAAGGACCUCUGAGUCAAUAAAACACUCCCACUGAGUCAAUAAACAACCAACCAAUGAUAUCGCAGCAACAAGCAGCCGACUGAUUGUUGACUUUAGCGUGCAGUUGUCUUUUGUCAUUCAUAUAUAUAAUUAUUAGUGUUAGACUUUUUAAACCUUUUUAAUAAUAACACAACGUUUUGAAAUAGACCUGUGAGCUUUCACACAUUUGUACAAAGGUGUUGGAAGCCUUUUGUUUGUGUUAGGAUUUGUCUUCGUCAUAGAAAUAUCAAAUUCAGUGUAAAGGUGCAGUUUCGCCCCAAAACACACCCAGGCACUCGUAUAGGCUUGAUGGUGAGAAUGUGUGGCAAUGUAAUGACGUCGACGCCUACACCAGAUCCUAACCAUAACCCCUAACUCGUAUGGGCGGAACGACAUAUGUAGCCCCACCUAGAAGUGCAGCCCCGCCCCGUUCUUGACUAGUCUUUGCAACCUGUGUGUUGUUUGGUUCGCCACCAGAGGGCGCGCUGUACAAUACAUAAAUGUUAUAAAAUGUG
Molecule: messenger RNA, 6162 nt
Organism: Ictalurus furcatus (blue catfish)
Lineage: Eukaryota; Metazoa; Chordata; Actinopteri; Siluriformes; Ictaluridae
Gene: phf12a
Product: PHD finger protein 12a
Exons: 15
Coding region: 1675-4488 (937 amino acids)
Biological process (GO): negative regulation of transcription by RNA polymerase II
Cellular component (GO): nucleus; Sin3-type complex
Molecular function (GO): transcription corepressor activity; protein binding
Source: RefSeq, a predicted model, not a curated record